AUGGACAAUGCUCCCUAUCAUUCUCGUCGACUGGAACGAAUACCAAAUAUGCAGUGGAAAAAAGUUGAUAUUCAGAAUUGGCUCACAAGCAAAGGUAUCUCGUUCCAGGAGACAUUAAUAAAAAGGGAGCUUAUAGACAUAUUAAAACCAAUAAAAGAAAAAUACUUGGCAUAUGCCACUGAUACAUAUGCUAAAGAAAAGGAUAUUGAAGUGUUACGUUUGCCCCCAUAUCACUGUGAAUUAAACCCAAUUGAGAUGAUAUGGGGGCAAGUCAAAGGCUAUGUUGCAGGGAAAAAUAAAACAUUUAAAAUGGAUGAAUUAAAAAGAUUAUUACAGGAAUCAAUGGAUCUAAUAACCCCUGCAGCAUGGCAAAAGUGUAUUGGCCACGUUAUACAAGAAGAAAAGAGAAUGAGAGACCUGGAUGGUAUAACAGAUAAUGUUAUUGACGAAUUUAUCAUUCAGGUUGCAGAUAGUAGUGGUAGUAGUUCAUCAGCAUCAGAAAGUGACACUGGAUGA
Messenger RNA from Hyposmocoma kahamanoa, 516 nucleotides. RefSeq lists its product as uncharacterized. Lineage: Eukaryota; Metazoa; Arthropoda; Insecta; Lepidoptera; Cosmopterigidae. The transcript has a single exon. Gene Ontology annotation, molecular function: nucleic acid binding. The record is from RefSeq and is a predicted model, not a curated record. Bases 1 to 516 code for a protein of 171 amino acids.